GUGGGUCGACGCGAGCGCGUCAGCACGCAAAGCCGAUGGUCUGUCUGGUUAGUCGUACACGCACAUCGCACAUCGCACCCACUCCAGCCAAGGUUACAGAGUAUAAGGUGAUGGAACGGGUAGACUAUAAAUCCACCGACAUCCGACUCCACCUACAAUUAUUCACAUCGCCAAUCGACCAACCCACCCCCCCCAGACCCCCCUUCCUCCGCAAGACAAGGCAAAAUGCCAACCGUCCUCAUCCUCGGCGCCUCCAUCGCCGGCCUACCCAUCGCGCACGCCCUCCUCAAGAACAAUGCCACUCAACCCAAGAAAACCAAAGUCAUCCUUGUCAACCCCUCGCCCGACUUCUUCUGGAUGAUCGCCGCCCCGCGCAUCCUCACCAAACCCGCCGCCUUCCGGCCGGAGCAGUACCUCAUCCCCAUCGCGCCGGGGUUCGCAGCCUAUCCCGCCGGGGAAUUCGAGUUCGUGGAGGGCGCCGCGACGGCGGUGGACUUUGCGGCCAAGAAGGUGGAUGUUGCGCUUUCGGCCCCGACCACUACCUCAGCAAGUCCAACGGCAGGGACAAGGACAUUGGGGUAUGACUACCUCGUCCUCGCGACGGGGAGUACCACGCCUUCUUCGAUCGCGACGCACACCGAGACUGCGGGGGGGGUGGCGCUGUAUCCGUUCAAGCCCCCUCCUCCCCCUUCGACCACCCCCAACCCUACCCCAGCCUCCCUAGGGGAGUUGAUCAGCAAAGCGCAAAGCAGCAUCCGCAACGCGAAAAGGAUCGUCAUCGGCGGCGCCGGGCCGAUCGGGCUCGAGACGGCCGGCGAACUCGCUGACCUCCCGCACCGACCGUCGGUUACUCUUAUCUCCGCUGCUGAACGCGUGCUCCCGGGGUCAGCUGAGGGCGCGAGCAGGGCGGCGGAGACGCAACUCGCGGCGAAGGGGGUGUAUGUUGUUACCGGGCGCAGGGUUCAGAGUUACUCUCCAAAGGAGGGAGUGGUGAGAUUGGAUAAUGGCGAGACCGUUGAGACGGAGGUCUAUAUCCCGACGACCGGAGUACUCCCUAACAACUCUUAUCUACCGCAGGAGGUGCUGGAUGAGAAGGGGUGGGUGGUAGUCGGCGAGGAGUUGCGCGUCAAGGGGGUGGAGGGGGUCUGGGCGGCGGGGGACAUUACCUCCCAUCCUGCGAGGUUGGCGCAGCGGGCCGGGGAGCAGGCGGGCAUUGUGGCGAAUAAUCUGGUGGUGGAGAUCAAUGGUGCUGGGAGGAGGAAACGCUUUGCGCCGGGCAGGGCGAUGAUGGUUGUGCCGAUUGGGGCGGCGGGGGGCACGGGGGAGUUGUGGUUUGGGUGGGUGCCGUUUGCUUGGUUGGUGAGGUUGGUCAAGGGGGAGGGAUUUUUUUCAUUGCCAAGGCUAAAAGCCUUGUCUUUUCUUGAUUGUCGUGUUCAAAUAAUAAGGGGGGGGUACGGGGGUCUCCCCCCGUAA
Molecule: messenger RNA, 1473 nt
Organism: Aspergillus aculeatus ATCC 16872
Lineage: Eukaryota; Fungi; Ascomycota; Eurotiomycetes; Eurotiales; Aspergillaceae
Product: NAD(P)/FAD-dependent oxidoreductase
Exons: 1
Coding region: 226-1473 (415 amino acids)
Cellular component (GO): cytoplasm
Molecular function (GO): flavin adenine dinucleotide binding; electron-transferring-flavoprotein dehydrogenase activity
Source: RefSeq, a predicted model, not a curated record